Messenger RNA from Eucalyptus grandis, 1358 nucleotides. Its product is annotated as SNF1-related protein kinase regulatory subunit gamma-1-like. Lineage: Eukaryota; Viridiplantae; Streptophyta; Magnoliopsida; Myrtales; Myrtaceae. The record is from RefSeq and is a predicted model, not a curated record.
AUGGCACAGCCACAAGAGAUGAAGGGAAGUGAGAAACUGGCGAGCUGUGAUGCAUACUUUGAGACGAUUCAAUCCAAGAAAAGAUUGCCCCCUUCAGUGCAAGAAAGUCUGACCUCUGCAUUUGCAAGCAUCCCGGUUUCUUCAUUCCCACAAGUUCCUGGUGGCAAAGUGAUCGAGAUCGAAGGAGAUGCCUCAGUAGCUGACGCGGUUAAGGUUCUAUCGGAGCACAACUUAACGUCAGCUCCAGUCAGGAACCCCGAAGCAAAAACGAGUAAAAAUUGGAGAGACAGAUAUUUGGGGAUUGUGGACUACUCGGCCAUAAUCUUGUGGGUGUUAGAGAGUGCAGAGCUGGCGGCUGCUCUGAUGGCAGGUUCGGCGAGUGCAGCAGGUGUGGGGGCAGGGGCAGUCGGCGCUCUCAGGGCAUUGGUGCUGGGCGCAACUGGUCCUGCUGCAGUUGCUGGGCUCACGAUUGCAGCAGUUGGUGCUGCUGUGGCCGGGGGCGUGGCUGCUGAGAAAGGUCCAGGUAGAGAUGCUUCCACCGCUGCGGACAAUUUGGGGCAGGAUUUUUACAGGGUUAUUCUGCAAGAGGAGCCCUUCAAGUCCACCCCAGUGAAGUCGAUAAUCAAAUCAUUCCGGUGGGCUCCAUUCAUACCAGUGGCAGAAGAUAGUUCGAUGUUGAGCGUGUUGCUGCUACUUUCGAAAUACAGGCUACGGAGUCCCGUCAUUGAAUUGGGAAAGCCAGACAUAAAGAACCUCAUCACUCAAUUUGCGGUCAUUCAAGGCCUCGAGGUUGCAAGGGGAAGAGAUUGGUUUGACUGCAUUUCCGAAAUUGCUGUUGGUGAAUUAGGACUUCCUUUUAUGUCACCUGAUGAGAUGAUCUUAACGUCCAGUGACGAACUGAUUCUGGAGGCUUUUAAGCGGAUGAGAGAUAAUCAGAUCGGUGGCGUUCCGGUUGUGGCAGGGCCAAAGAAGAAGAUGGGAAACAUAAGCAUUAGAGAUAUUAGUCACCUGCUGCUGAAGCCCCAGCUUUUCACCAAUUUCAGGCACCUAACUGUGAUGGAUUUGAGCACUAUCAUCUCGACAACUCAAGAAGCCGGCAAGGUCAUACCGCCAAUCACAUGCAAGCCUGAUUCAACACUCGGCAGCGUGAUCCACAGCCUCGCCUCGAAGUCAGUCCAUAGGAUGUACGUGGUGUCUGACGAGGAGGAAGUCGUGGGGGUGAUCACACUUCGAGAUGUAAUUUCUUGCUUCAUUCACGAGCCUCCUAAUUAUAUCGAUGAUUACAUCGGGUUCUCGGUCAAGGAGAUGCUAGAUCGAUGAGGCUCUUGUUACUGGUGUCACUGACGUGCUCCAAGUAC